UCUUCAGGUACUAGGGGUCGAGAAAGGCGCGUCAAUAAAUCAAAUCACUAAAGCAUAUCGGAUCCUGGCCUUGCGCUAUCAUCCCGAUCGCAACCUAAAGGAUGCCCCGACGGGCGAAAAGUUUAAGGAAAUUUCUACAGCGUAUGCAAUUUUAUCGGAUCCAAAUAAACGGCGACGCUACGAUUUGAGCGGAGGAGACACGUCAGAAAUGUUUGACGACAGCACAGAGAGUCUGGAUUUGGAAAAUUUAAACAGCCUGCAAAAGGUUGUGUUUGCCAUUAUUACCAGAUUUGGUCCAAAUUUUCAGACGCAAGUCAAUGCGGAGACAUUGAUCAAGGCUA
Molecule: messenger RNA, 341 nt
Organism: Nannochloropsis gaditana CCMP526
Product: chaperone protein dnaj 16
Exons: 1
Source: RefSeq, a predicted model, not a curated record